GUGCAGCACUGAUUCGGGCAUACUUGUCAUCUGUCAAUAUUUCUAGUACCGUAAAAAAAAAUUAUACGCGAAGUUCUUAGAAAGAACUUGCGUCUAAUUUAUCUGAAUGUAUUCUUAUAAUUGUUAAAAUAUUUUUUAUUGAAUACUUAUUUAUUGAUUAUUACUAAAAACUACAAAUAUGCCUCGUGAAUAUGAAGGUGUUAGAUAUAUCUCUGAUAAACAAAUGGUAAUAUUUGAUAUUGGCAGUGCAUAUACAAAAUUUGGUUAUGCGGGAGAAACAGUACCAAGAGGCAUAAUUAAAACAGAAGUCAAAUGUGCAGAAUCAAAGGAAGUGAGAAAAGUCUUUGAUUAUUCAGAUAUAGAAGAUUUAUAUCAGCUUCUUGUUGAAUUUCUCCAUUUACUUUUCUUCAGGCAUGUUGUGGUGAGCCCAAAAGAUGCAAGAGUUCUUAUUGUGGAAUCUUCAUUAACGCCUUCUCAAUUUAGAGAUACUCUCGCAAAAGUAAUGUUUCGACAUUUUGAAAUUGGCUCUUUACUUUUCCUACCAACGCAUUUAGCAACAAUUAGUACACUGGGAACUGAUACAGUCUUAGUAUUAGAUGUAGGUUAUCAAGAGGCAACAUUAAUUCCUAUUUAUGAAGGUGUACCAAUUUUAAAAGCAUGGCAAGCUCUUCCACUUGCUGCUCAAAUUGUACAUCAAAAUAUAAAAACAUAUUUAAAGGAUAGUAUGCCUGAUUAUGAUUUGACUGAGGAAAUAAUUGAAGAUAUAAAAGUGAGAACAUGUUUCGUCACUACAUUGGAAAGAUCUAAACAAUUAGGGGCUGAUGAUGCACCUACCCCUCCACCAGCAGUUAAAUAUCCUAGUAUAAAAUCUAUUACUAUUUUGGGAGAAAUUAGAGAAAAAGCUUAUGAAGUGCUAUGGGAAAGAGAUAAUGAUAAUCUUAGUAUACCAACUAUGAUUUUGGAUGCCAUUGUUAAAUGUCCAAUAGAUAUAAGGCGUGCCCUAGCAGAAAAUAUAUUACUAAUAGGUGGUACAGUAAUGGCCAAAGGCUUUACAAGUCGUUUAAAAGCAGAAUUGUUAUCUUUACUGAAGAGUGAAUUAUAUUCUGAAAAAUUAAAAAUAAAAACAUUUAAAUUUCAUACAGCUCCAAGUAAACCCAACUACACAGCUUGGUUAGGAGGAGCAAUAUAUGGUAUUGCAGAUUUUCCUUCAAGAUGUUUAACAAAAGAAAAUUAUUUGAAAUUAAAUAGAGUCCCAGAUUGGACUAAUUUAAUAGAUAAUCAAAGAGAAAUUAUCUUGUGAAAUUUAAUUUAUAUAACAUAAAAUAUAACUUAUAUACGAACUUAUUAGAACAUUACAUAUUUCUCAUGUAUUGAUGUUUUAACAUUUAGUUUUAAAUAAAUACAUUUCUUAGUACAUCUUUAAAAAA
Messenger RNA from Vespula vulgaris, 1427 nucleotides. It is a transcript of the gene Arp10, whose product is annotated as actin-related protein 10. Lineage: Eukaryota; Metazoa; Arthropoda; Insecta; Hymenoptera; Vespidae. The record is from RefSeq and is a predicted model, not a curated record. Gene Ontology annotation, biological process: retrograde axonal transport of mitochondrion. The coding region runs from base 179 to 1300 and encodes 373 amino acids. The transcript is spliced from 5 exons.